AUGGCUGUAGAUGAUUAAAUUUCUAAGAAACUUGUGAAGGAAAUACCUAAUAACAGAGAAUAGAAUAAAUCUAUUAGCAAAGCUAGGGAAGGCAUAUCUAAUUCAAGGUCUAGAAAAAUCGCACUUUCAAUUAAUAAAUCAUUCAAUAAUACUCUAGCACUUUAGAAUCAACCACUCCUUUAGAUGGAUGAAGAUUCUUUAGAAAGCAUUAGUAUUCAUAAUAAUGAAGAUAACUCAGAGAUAUUACCAACCCAACACGUUUAAAUAGCACAUACAAAUUAAAGCAUGUUUAGUGAGCUAGUAACUAAAAAGUUCAAACAUGAUGGAAUGAUGGGAAUAAAAAAAUCAUUUGAAAAUGUCAAAUAAGCUGUUGAGAAAGUUUAAGUAAAAUCAUCAGCAAAAAAGAAUAACAUAUCUACUUAGAAUUAAAAAUAAAAUCAUCAAGCUAAUGCUUUUUUUGAUUAGAAUAAAGCUUAGAUUACAGAAUAGAGCAAUGAAUAUGAGUAGAAUGAAGAUGAAUUUGAGCAAUUCUAAUAAAAUAAAACAUUUGAUAACGAAACCCCUUCUAUAUUAAGUAACAUUCCUAUUUUGUAAAGACCCUCACUUUAUCAAACAUAAAUGUCGAAUAGACCCUAAACUUAGACUAAGGAUAGAAAUAACAUGAAAAAUGGAAUAGAGGCAAUUGAUGAAUAUUCAAUGAACUAUUCAUUAUUUCCAACAUCCCACUAGAUCUCCCAAGAAAAGAGUACUUUUAGAAAGAAUAUAAAUUACAAUCAAGACUAAAAUCUUCAUAACGACAAGAAUCUAUAAGAUUAUUUUGAUAAAAGCAGGAGAUUGAACUCAAGUUCUGAAACCAGAACAAAGUUUACUAAUUCCAAAGAAAACAUUAUACUUUAGAAAUCAAUCCUCAAUAAUAAAAUCUACGCACCAUAUACUACUGAGAUGCCUAAAUAUUUAGCUAAAAAUGACACAUUUCCAUCUUAAAUAAAGUAAUAGCAUUAUUAAAGAGCAAAAUCAUCUUAGCAGGAAAGACCAAUCAUUUCUUCAAAUCAAAUCCCUUUAUUUGGAGUAAGAGGUGAAAUGGAUUUAGAAUAGCACUCAUUAAUGAAUGCAUACACCGAGCAAGACACAUUAUAAGCAUAAGUCAAAAAUAAUAUGAUGUAUCAAUAUUAUCAAACUGAUGAGAAUUUUAGUCUUUAGAGUCGACCUUAAACUUCUUAAAGUACAGCUAUUAAUGCAGGUAGAAGUAAAAAAGGGUUAAAUCUAUUAUAAUAAUUGCACAAUCCUAAAGGAGGUAGUUCGAUAGCCAAUAGUAGAGAUAGAAAUCGUAAAAUACCUUUAAAUACUCAGUCUUAGAAUGAAAACUAUUCAAUUAGUUAUUAACAAGCUUAUUAAGAACUUAAGGAAAAAUAAACAUAAAUGUCUAUUGUGGAAUAGAUGGACAAAUAAGAUUUAUCUUUAAUUGAUAAGAUUCAGCCUAGAUAGUUAAUCAAUAAGAGAUAGAGGGGUAAAAGUCAAAGUAAACAUACUGAAAGUGCCCUUAAAAGCUUUUAUACAUAAAAUAGUAUUAUUAAUAAUCCUUCUAGAAACCCCUAUAGAAAUGAAGCUCUAGUGAGUGAAUAAGUUUCACAAAGACUAAACUAAAGACUAAAUAAGACAUUGAUAUUUAAGAAGAAUACUCAUAGCAAUAACGAAUAGAUACUUUAUUAGCAACUUAGCAAUCUCCUAAACAAUGAGAACGAAGAUAGAAUACUCUAUAGAAACUAAGAAGUUUAAAUGAUACAGGAUCGUAUGGAUCUAAUAUAAAGUGAUUUUAUAAAGAAUAAACUUUGCAAAAGGACCAAAUCAAGUUUAGGAGGUUAGAGGAAAAAUACAACUAUAAGCAAUGGUAGAGGGCACAUUCCUCCAGAAAAUCUUAAUAAGAUGCUUAAUAGCUCUAAUAGAAUGGAGCCGAUGUCUCUAGGGCCCUUCAAUAAAACAAAAAAGGAAAAUAGGGCAAUAAGAAAUAGAGAUGCAAAUGAAAUUAAUCAUGGCUAUGGUCAUACAACUUCUCCCUUCGAUCAUCCUUACUAUGAAUGGAUGGAGGGAUUAAGGAAGAGUAAUAAAACCUACUAGACUCAGGAAUUAGUUGACAUAAAGAAAAAUAAAGAAGAAUUCCAAUAUUAAAAGUAUCUUAGCGAAGUUAAAUCAUUAAAUAUUGUAAAGGAAUUCUUAGCUUAAAAUAAAGAUACAUUAACUUAAGAAGUUAAACAUAAGCUUAUUGAUUAAAUUAUCAACGAGCAAAGAAGACUAAAGAAAAUUGAAAGGGAGAUUAACUCAUAAUAGCUUUGA
This is a messenger RNA of Stylonychia lemnae, 2331 nucleotides long. Lineage: Eukaryota; Ciliophora; Spirotrichea; Sporadotrichida; Oxytrichidae. The record is from the annotation of a GenBank genome assembly.